Molecule: messenger RNA, 1762 nt
Organism: Passer montanus (Eurasian tree sparrow)
Lineage: Eukaryota; Metazoa; Chordata; Aves; Passeriformes; Passeridae
Gene: ARSA
Product: arylsulfatase A
Exons: 8
Coding region: 72-1631 (519 amino acids)
Molecular function (GO): arylsulfatase activity
Source: RefSeq, a predicted model, not a curated record
GACCUGCCGGGGCACUGCCGGCACCGCCCGGGAUAUCCCGGGACAGACCGGGACAGCGCCGGGACAGCGCCAUGGGGCCGCAGGGCCGCCGCCACGCCUGGCUGCUGCCGGUGCCGCUGCUGCUGCCGCUGCUGCUGCCGCCGCCCGUGCGCGCCGCCGCCGCCCGGCCCAACUUCGUGCUGGUGCUGGCGGACGAUCUGGGCUUCGGGGACCUGGGCAGCUACGGGCACCCCUCGUCCGCCACGCCGCACCUGGACCGGCUGGCGGCCCGCGGGCUGCGCUUCACCGACUUCUACAGCAGCGCCGCCGUCUGCAGCCCGUGUCCGUGUCCGCGCAGGGCCGCGCUGCUGACGGGCCGCCUGCCCGUGCGCUCCGGGGUCUUCCCGGGCGUGUUCGCCCCCGACUCGCGGGGCGGGCUGCCGCUGGCCGAGCUCACCGUGGCCGAGCUGCUCCGGGAGCGCGGCUACGCCACGGCCAUGGUGGGCAAGUGGCACCUGGGCGUGGGCAAGGACGGCGCCUUCCUGCCCACCCGCCAGGGCUUCGACCACUUCCUGGGGAUUCCCUACUCGCACGACCAGGGUCCCUGCCAGAACCUGACGUGCUUCCCGCCCGACACCAAGUGCUUCGGGACGUGUGACCAGGGCGUGGUGGCGGUGCCGCUGCUCUGGAACCAGAGCAUCGUGCAGCAGCCCGUGGCCUUCCCCGAGCUGGGGCCGCGCUACGGCCGCUUCUGCCGCGAGUUCAUCGCCCGCUGCGCCCGCCUGCGCCUGCCCUUCCUGCUCUACUACGCGUCCCACCACACGCACUACCCGCAGUUUGCCAGCCGGGACUUCGCGGGCCGGACGCGCCGGGGCCCCUUCGGGGACGCGCUGGCCGAGUUCGAUCACUCGGUGGGGGAGCUGCUGCGGGCGCUGCGGGAGCACGGCCUGGAGAGCUCCACGCUGCUGCUCGUCACCUCCGACAACGGCCCCUCCACGCUGCGCAUGGCGCGCGGUGGCAGCGCCGGGCACCUCCGCUGUGGCAAGGGCACCACCUACGAGGGCGGCAUGAGGGAGCCGGCCCUGGCGUACUGGCCGGGCACGAUCGCGCCAGGCGUGACGCACGAGCUGGCCAGCACGCUGGACGUCCUGCCCACGCUGGCCGCCCUGGCGGGCGCCGCGCUGCCCGCGCUGCCCCUGGACGGCUUCGACCUGAGCCCGCUGCUGCUCGGCACCGGCGCGAGCCCCCGCCGGGCCGUGUUCUUCUUCCCGCCCGCCCCCGACCCGCAGCGCGGCCCGUUCGCCGUCCGCCUGGGCCGCUACAAGGCGCACUACUUCACCCAAGGUUCCUUCCACAGCGACACGACCCCGGACCGGGCGUGCCACGGGCUGACCCCGCUCACCCCGCACCUGCCCCCGCUGCUCUUCGACCUGGAGGCGGACCCCGCGGAGAACUACGACCUGCUGCAGGGCCAGCCGGGCCCCGAGGCGCUGCAGGCGCUCAAGGACAUCGCCGAGCAGAAGGAGCUGCUGCUGCAGCGCCUGCAUUUCGGGGAGAGCCAGAUCGGCAAGGGCCGCGACCCCUCGCUGCAGCCCUGCUGCAACCCCAGCUGCAGCCCCAAACCUUCCUGCUGCCGCUGCUCCCCGCAGUGACACCCCAAAGGUUCCUGGCCCCAAAAACCCAGCUCGGCCUCGGGGCUGCCCCACGGCUCGGGGACGCCUCGGACUCACGGGGAGCUGGGGUGGAAUGGGGUCAGGGAGACCCCAAAUGAGCAUCCCGUGCU